AUGGGCCUCUCGAAGACUAACAGGAUCAUCAUCCUGCUGGUCAUCGAUACUCUUUUUUUCCUGCUUGAAUUAGUCACCGGCUAUGCCGUCCACUCCCUUGCCCUCGUCGCGGAUUCUUUCCACAUGCUGAAUGAUGUCCUGUCCCUCUGCGUCGGUCUCUGGGCAGUCAAAGUUGCGAAUCGCGAAACGAACUCUGAGGUCUAUACAUUUGGUUGGCAACGCGCCGAAACCCUCGGCGCACUCGUGAACGGAGUCUUCCUUGUCGCCCUGUGUAUGUCAAUUUUCCUUGAGGCCAUUCAGCGAUUGGUCGAACCUCAGGAGGUUCAGAAUCCCAAGUUUGUCUGCAUUGUUGGCUGCCUUGGACUGGCUUCGAACAUCAUCGGAUUGGCACUUUUCCACGACCACUCGCACGGUGGUCAUGGCCACAGCCACGGCCACGACCACGGAACAGGUGUUGAGGGACAUGAUGAGGAAGACGUUGAACAGGGAAACGCUCACGUUCACGAGCAAGGGCAUGAUCACGAUCCCACCCCUCUUCUGGGUGAUGGACAGACCGGCAAAGGAGCAUCGGGCCGAGGAUCGCAGGGAAAUGGAUCGAAUGGGCUGGCCCAUUCGGCGACGGAGCCGAUGUCUCCGUCUCGUAAGCGAUGGACCCCCGACUCCCAGAGCCGGGGCUCUCGGCGAUACAGCGGUUCACUGGCAAACGUCGAAGACAUCUAUGUCCACCCUGCCACCCUGCGCCAAGAUAUCAUUGCUGCUAGUCGGGGCACAUUCGAUGAGUCACCGUCAUCUGACUCUGAUAGUCGAGACGGGGAAACCAUUACCGAACGGUCUGGCUUGCUGCGCCACCGAGAUCGGACAAGCAACUACACUGACGAAAAUGGAGUCGCGAUCUCUGUUCCAGAGCAGAUUGGCGAGGAGGAUGUCCACAAGAGCCACAACCACGCCCAGCCCAAAUCCAACGAUCAGAAAGGCGGUCAUGGCCAUGGCCACGGCCAUGACUUGAACAUGCGGGGUGUUUUCCUGCACGUCCUGGGCGACGCACUGGGCAACAUUGGUGUCAUCGCUUCUGCCUUGUUCAUUUGGUUAACGGACUACGACUGGCGAUACUAUGUCGACCCUGGUAUCUCCCUUGUUAUCGCCGUGAUCAUUCUCGCAUCGGCCAUUCCACUCUGCAAGGCCGCUUCGCGUAUCCUUCUUCAGGCGGCGCCUCAGGGUAUGAGUGUGGAUCACAUCAAAGAAGAUAUUGAGCGACUACCUGGUGUCAUGGGUACUCACCAUCUGCAUGUGUGGCAGCUCAACGACACCAAGCUCGUUGCUUCGAUCCAUAUCCAGGUUGACACUGAAAUUAAAGACGAGGGAUCGAAACGCUACAUGCGCCUUGCCCGUCAGGUUCGCCGUUGUCUGCACGCCUACGGUAUUCACUCUUCUACUAUUCAGCCCGAGUUUGCUCCAGGUGAUGACCAUGCACAUGGAGAACCCUCCUCGUCCGGCGCCGCGAAUGAAGUGGCGAAUCUCUCGAGCCGAGGAUCCAGCAUCCGGGACAGCGAUUCCAACGCAUGCCUGCUGGAGUGUGAUGAUAACUGUGCAAGCACCGGCCAAUGCUGCCCUCAAAAGUCGACUUGA
This is a messenger RNA of Penicillium diatomitis, 1626 nucleotides long. RefSeq names its product cation diffusion facilitator family transporter. Gene Ontology annotation, molecular function: zinc ion transmembrane transporter activity. The transcript is spliced from 4 exons. NCBI's taxonomy places the organism in Eukaryota, Fungi, Ascomycota, Eurotiomycetes, Eurotiales, Aspergillaceae. The coding region runs from base 1 to 1626 and encodes 541 amino acids. Gene Ontology annotation, cellular component: membrane. Gene Ontology annotation, biological process: intracellular zinc ion homeostasis; zinc ion transmembrane transport. The record is from RefSeq and is a predicted model, not a curated record.